Thlaspi arvense is the source of this 969-nucleotide messenger RNA. NCBI's taxonomy places the organism in Eukaryota, Viridiplantae, Streptophyta, Magnoliopsida, Brassicales, Brassicaceae. The record is from the annotation of a GenBank genome assembly.
AUGAACGGCGGAGGAAAGGUGGUCUGCGUCACCGGAGCUUCCGGUUACAUAGCGUCUUGGAUUGUUAAGCUUUUGCUCAUCCGUGGCUACACCGUCAGGGCCACCGUUCGAGAUCCAUCGGACACGAAGAAAACAGAACAUCUUCUUGCACUUGACGGUGCAAAAGAAAGACUCAAAUUGUUCAAAGCAGAUCUUUUGGAAGAAUGUUCCUUCGAGCAAGCUAUCGAAGGUUGUGACGCUAUCUUCCAUACCGCUUCUCCGGUUAAAUUCAUCGUCACGGAUCCUCAGACCGAGCUGAUUGAUCCAGCGGUGAAGGGAACUAUUAACGUCCUUAAUACAUGCAAAAAGGUUUCCUCUGUCAAAAGGGUCAUUGUAACAUCAUCAAUGGCUGCGGUUCUUGUUCAUCGAUUCCCUUUAGGACCAAGCGACGUGGUGGACGAGACCUUCUUCUCCGAUCCAAGUGUCUGCAUGGAAUCAAAGUAUUGGUAUCCACUCUCCAAGACUUUGGCAGAGGAUGCAGCGUGGCAACUUGCCAAAGACAACGGGAUCGACAUGGUUGUGAUGAAUCCAGGAUUUACAAUCGGACCACUUUUGCAACCGACUCUUAAUUUUUCGGUGGGGAUCAUUGUGGAUAUGGUAAAUGGUACGAACCCUUUCAACAGUAGAUACUACAGGUUCGUGGACGUGAGAGAUGUUGCAUUCGCUCAUGUCAAAGCGUUGGAGACUCCUUUAGCCAAUGGCAGGUACAUCCUCGAUGGUCCAAGUAUGACAAUGAACGACAUUAGAGAGAUUAUACAUGAGUUAUUUCCAGAGUUGUGUCUUGCUAACACGAUUGGAGAAGAUGAGAUGGGUGGAAUGAUUUACAAAGUUUGUUUGGAGAAAGUGAAGAAUUUGGGAGUUGAGUUCACUCCUAUGAAAUCAAGCCUUAGAGACACUAUUAUUAGCCUCAAGGAAAAAUGUCAUUUAUGA